CACCCUGAGCAGCUGACAAGCCAGCAGUGUGCCACUGAACCCAGCACAGUGUACACGAGGAUGGCUUGUGUGGCUGAGCUGAGAGGAGCUGGCCUCCCUAGGAAGCCCCUGGGGGAUGCACUUUGUCUUUGCUGUUCAAUAGAUGAAGAGAUGCAUUUCAGAGCCAGCUGUGCCGCUGGGCAGGGCACAGGGCUCCUGGAUGCAGGAUACAAAAGCAUCCUGGUGCAAAAGCCUGGGCAAAAUCCUGAAGUACUCUUGGCAACACAGGGUGUACUGGGAGCAACCCCAACCUGAGCCCACUGUGGGGGCUGCUGCAGGGAACCCAGCAUGAGGCUGCUUUCUGCCCUCACUUGUCCUGCUGCUUACUGUGCCUCCAGGGGGAAGGAAUAAUGUGGGCAGUGGCUGCUGAACAGGAUGGGAUUCAGUCUAGUGCCAGCAGGAAAUUUCACCACUGUUCCAAACUCAGCUGUGGCUCUCAGCAUAGCUGAGUGCCACUCCCUGCGCUGGGCUCGGGACAGAACUGUGGUGCACAGAAAAGGGGGCUGCCAGGGGACAGCAGUGCCUGACAGCCCCCUACUUUUGGCAGGUACCCACAUCAUCUACGGCCGCAAGUUCCUGCUGGAGUGCAAGAAUUCGCCCGGGGCCAGGACCCUUCCCUGCUGCCUGCCCCAGAUCCCCGGUGUCACCUCCCUGGCCCAGUCCAGCCUCGUCAAGCUGGAGGAGCACAAGGAGCAGAAUGAGAGUGAAGAAGCCAUGCCAGGUGAGCAGACCAGAUCAAGACCAGUUUGAGAUGGACAACUGAGUUUCCAGCUUCAUGUCUCCAGGCCGUGGCUGGGCCUGUUCCUGGGCCUUGUGGAGGUGCUGGCACUGUGACCAGCUGGCUGCAGCCCUCUCUGAUGCUGGGGAUGAAUGUGUGACACCUCAGGCUCUAGCACAACUAGUUGGUGCAACUGCCUCGGAGCUCAUGCUUGAUUAAUAAACACCAUGAAACCCCUUUG
Meleagris gallopavo (turkey) is the source of this 998-nucleotide messenger RNA. The record is from RefSeq and is a predicted model, not a curated record. Lineage: Eukaryota; Metazoa; Chordata; Aves; Galliformes; Phasianidae.